UUACGUCAUCAACUUGCGGAAACAUGGUCUUCACCACAAACAAUUUUAUCUUAAACUAGAUUCCUAAAGCCAAGCUUCUAGCGUCUUACAUAGCAAAGCCAGCCACGGGCACUGAUUGGUAGUUACAUUCUUCAUCUAGGUAGUAACAUAAACAUAAUUGCUGUUUUAUUAAGACACUGAAGUGGUGAAGUAAAACGUUUGGCAAAAUGACGAAUUAUGCUCAUUUUCAAAGACAGAUUACCACCAUUAUGGAAAUCAUGACAAAGUCAGCGAUAGAAGAAAUUACUAAACUUUUUGACGACAGUUCCUCAGUUUUGUGUUUUAAAAUAUCUAGGAGUUUAAACGAGAAUGAGGCGCUGAAAAAGAAACUACAGUUGUUGCAGCAUGAGCUGAGGUCGGCGCGUGGACAGAAAGAGGAAAUAAAAUCAGCGCGUGAGAGCCCUGUCAACACUCGAUCUGUUGGAGUUCAAGUUUUCGAGAGUAAUGUGGACAAGCAGUACAGAGAGGGAAUCGUUGGGCAGGAGUGGAGCUUCUGUCUAAGGAGAGAUGGAGAACCUGCAGGUGUGGAACAGUCUGCAAACAUGGAGCACAUCGAGCCUGAAUCUGUUCUUAUCAAGCAGGAGAGACUGGAAGAGGGCUUCUGUUACAAAGAACCUACACCUAGAACAGAGGAGCAGGUAGUAGACCCAACACGUGCUACAGUGGAACAGGUAACACAGUCCAUACGUACAACUGAGGAACAGGUAACACAGCUCACAUCUGUAGAAGAUGAGAAGAAACCGGACACAGAGCCCACAGGAGACCCAGAGGAGCUGAGUGAGCAGCACAGGUGUGAACACGGUGAUGAGGAGCUCAGUGGACUGGAGUUUGUGGUGAAGGCAGAGCAAGAGGAAGAGCAGGCAGCCCAGAGACUCAGUCAGACAGGAUGUGAACGCAGUGCAGGAAGACUCAACAAUCUGGGCUCUGGGUAUGUAAUGUAUGGGAGAGACAGUCAGCUGUGGACUUACUUUACACAAGAGGACAGUGACCUACAUGAUGGGGACACUGGAAAGAAGGGGAAGGCUGACGGACAAGGUGACUUUGGAAAGAAACCGUUCAUUUGCAUAUAUUGCGCAAAGAGUUUUGAUCGCUGUAGUCGUCUCAUCUCACAUCACCGCAUUCACACGGGGGAGAAACCGUACAGCUGUGCACAGUGCGGGAAGUGCUUCAGUCUCAAAGGCAAUCUUGUAAAGCACGAGAGGGUUCACAGCGGAUACAAGCCAUUUGGCUGCACGCAGUGCGGGAAGAGAUUUACACGGGCCGCUACCCUUAGAGCACACCACAGAAGUCAUACGGGAGAGAGACCGCAUCACUGGGAAGAGUUUCACUCACCGUCCUAAUCUUGUUGUGCACGAGAGGAUUCACACGGGAGUGAAGCCAUACAUCCGUAACUAGUGUGAGAAUACUUUUUCAUAUUUAAAGACCCUUCAAACCCAUCAUAUUUCACUGUUGAAAUAAAGCGCGUUGAUUGAAACGGUAUGUGUAAAUAAUCUGUAUAUUAGCAAUAUGUUUGAGUUAUGAAGGCGGUUUGCUCAGAAAUAUUCAUGAAAACGCAUGACAACAUCCAGCAUCAGUGUUUCCCUUAAUGUCAUUUUAAUAAAACGAAAGUGUUUUUAAUUAA
Anguilla anguilla (European eel) is the source of this 1660-nucleotide messenger RNA. Its product is annotated as zinc finger and SCAN domain-containing protein 2-like. Gene Ontology annotation, biological process: regulation of transcription by RNA polymerase II. Lineage: Eukaryota; Metazoa; Chordata; Actinopteri; Anguilliformes; Anguillidae. Gene Ontology annotation, molecular function: RNA polymerase II cis-regulatory region sequence-specific DNA binding; DNA-binding transcription factor activity. The transcript has 3 exons. The record is from RefSeq and is a predicted model, not a curated record. The coding region runs from base 207 to 1379 and encodes 390 amino acids.